CAUAUAAACCACCCUGUUGCCCAAGAGAAAUAAUAAACCACACUUUGAGUCACUGUUUUUUCGUGCUUGCUUUAAUAUGGAAAAUAUUACUCCAGAGCUUGCAUUACCAGGAUUUCGCUUCCACCCCACUGAAGAAGAACUUGUCGACUAUUACCUGAAGGAAACCGCCUUGGGUAAAAAAUUGCAUUCCGAUAUAAUUGGUUUUCUCAACAUUUAUAAACAUCACCCUUGGGAUUUGCCAGGUUUGGCAAAGAUACGGGAGAGAGAGUGGUAUUUCUUUGUGCACAGAGACAAAGAGAGUGGUCGUGGGGGGAAGCCCAAGAGGACAACUGAGAAGGGCUACUGGAAGGCAACUGGGUCUGACCGUCAAAUCAGAAGUCUCAAGGAGCCCAAGCAGAUAGUGGGCUUCAGAAAAACUUUGGUUUUCUACACAGGGAAAGCGCCGAAAGGCUGCAGAACUGAUUGGGUCAUGAACGAGUACAGACUCUCUGACACUUCCUUCCCUACGGAUGAUAUAGUACUUUGCAAAAUUUACCGAAAAGCGACAUCGUUGAGGGUGUUGGAGCAAAGGGCAGAAGAACAUCAUGCCAGGACGACCUCUCAUAUCUUUUCCUCUUGCGUUGCUCAAAUUAAUUUUGAUACGCCAUCAUCCCAGCAAGACCUUGAUUAUGGAGCAGAGUGGGAAGAGGAAUUGGAAGCAGCAGAAAAAUUAGAAUGGGAGAACGAAGCCGAUAUCACUGAACUGUUAGUUAGAGUUGGAUCCAUGAAAGAGAAGCUGCAGCUGUCAGCUGAGCUCAGCACGGACUGGACAUUAAUGGACUUAAUGUAGGCUCAGCCGAGAAGUCCGAGUUCUUAUGUCUUGAAAUGGUAUUUGGUAAUUAGGCAUGCAUGCUAUUAUUGCUUUGUAACUCUGUAUCUUCAAUUAGUGUAUUAAUGCUGUAACCUUUAAUUAGCCUUUUAAUGUGAUUGUCUUCUUUAAAAUUCAAACAAUUUUAUGAUACUAUAUAUUUGUAGUUGAAAUUAAAACCUAUCUUUAUGAAGCCGAUCGAGCCCACACAAAAUACCAUAUAUUGCUACCUUAGGCAAAGAGGACUAGCAAGAAAAUCACGUUUGUUGACCAUAAAUUGCAGUACUUCUAUGUUGACUAGGAAGUUUCUA
Messenger RNA from Durio zibethinus, 1158 nucleotides. RefSeq names its product NAC domain-containing protein 6-like. Gene Ontology annotation, biological process: regulation of DNA-templated transcription. NCBI's taxonomy places the organism in Eukaryota, Viridiplantae, Streptophyta, Magnoliopsida, Malvales, Malvaceae. The record is from RefSeq and is a predicted model, not a curated record. Gene Ontology annotation, molecular function: DNA binding.